CUGGCUGUUCGGCUACCCUGUUCGUCUGCUUGGAUCUUACAGAAUUCGAUUGCGUGUCUUGUGUCUGUUAUGGGCCUACUCAACGCAUCGAUACAACCAUGAUUAUUCGCGCAGAUCAGCCGUGUAACUGUUCACGUUCUCACGUUACAGCAUUGUAGUCUUCUUGGUUUAAGCGCCCGGGAUGGCAACGCUAGGUGUUGACUCUGGAGCCGUGAUUCAACAGGUUUUGAAAGGAAGCAAUGGGGAAUUACUAAUAAAUACUCUACAAACGAUCGAUGGAUGCAAGGAUCUGGUGAUAGAAGAAUGUUUAAUACAGCCUCUAGACCACAUCGCAAGUGCCAGCCGCAUAAAGACUAUGGGCGGUGUUUCAAAAAUAUAUAAACUCUUACCUCAGAGUCCUCAGUCCACAAGCAAACAAUGUGCAUAUCUAAUGCGGGCCACAAUUCCAAACAUGACCCUCGUAGCCAACCACAUUAACCGUGACAAGCAGCAAGGAAGAAAUUGUCGCUACUUUAUAAUAUGCAUUCCCAGAAGUGUGUCUGUGAUAGAGCAAAUCCUCGAAAGUGAAGGAGUUUACGGCCACGUCAAAUUGCUAGAUUUUCCACUAGGUCUUAUUCCACUGGACACUGACGUCUAUUCUUUGGAGCUUCCAGGUUUUUUCACAAAGUUCUUUCUUGAUGGUGAUAGCUGUUGGACGCAUUCCAUUUCUCAGUCCAUACUGCAACUAGAGAGGCUAUGUGGCACAAUACCACACAUCUAUGGACAAGGCAGCUGUGCUGAGGGCGUCCUUAAAGUAUUAAAGCUCUUGCGAGGAAGCACCUCUUCUAUGUCCCAGCCUAAACUGCCAAGGAUUAGCCAUCUAUUUCUCUUCGACCGAGAUAUUGAUUACGCAUCUGUCUUACUCACUCAGCUGACAUAUUCUGGACUUCUUGACGAAACGUUUGAGGUUAACUGCGGAAAGGUGUCAUACGAAAGAAAUGUAAAGGGCAAGAACGAAAAAGUACGCAUCACAGUGAACAGCUCUGAUCCUGUGUACAAAGAGAUUCGUGACACUCAUUUCUCCGCUGUGUUUUCCCUCCUUAAAGAGAAAGCGCAGCAUCUACAAAGUGGAUAUGAUAAAAGACAUGGUAUGAGUAUAGAGGGAAUGAAGAAUUUUGUCGCCAAUGAAUUGAAGUCACUUCAACAACAACAUUCUUCACUCGCACAACACAUUGGAUCUUGUGAAGUCAUUAAGGACUCGAGAGAAAACUUUGAAGAAUAUUUGAGGACAGAACACAAUCUUCUAGAAAGUCUGGAGGUUCGAGAAGGUACGAGCUUUAUUGAAGAAUGCAUAAACCGACAGCAACCAAUGCUUCGGACAUUGCGGCUGCUCUGCCUGCUGUCUCUGACACAAGAUGGCGUUUCGCCGAGGGACUUCAAGUCAUUAAUGCAACAGUUCCUGCAUAGUCACGGCUACGAGCACUUGACCACUUUUCACCGUCUGAAAAAGCUCGGGUUGUACUACGAGCAGGGUUCCACUGCCAGUUCAGCAUCCAUAGGUGCACCCAAGCUUGCUAGCAAGGUGGCUGCUGCCAUGGCAUCGUUUCCGAGGAGUAGUAGAUUUUCUGUCAUCACCAGAAGACUAGCUUUGAUACCACAGUACGCUGGUGAGAACUAUCAGUUGAAGCACCCCGAUGACAUGGGUUAUGUCUUUAGCGGCGCGUAUGUUCCAAUUGCUGGCCGACUGGUAGAACAGAUAUUACAGCGAGAUGGCACACAGGGUUAUGAAGAAGCACUUAGGCUCCUUCCUGGUGUAACAUUGUCAUACUCAUCUGGACGUGCAGGCAGUGCUGGGUCCGGACCAGGAAGACCAGCAGGGGAUGCAUCACUCGCACAAAGUGUCGUGCUAGUAUAUUUUCUAGGGGGUGUCACAUUUGCUGAAAUUUCUGCUCUCCGUCUCCUAGGAAGGAUGAAGAAGUAUCAGAUCAUAAUUGCAACAACAUCCAUCACUAACGGAAACUCGUUUUUAAAACAACUUGUCAAAAGGGAAGAUUGAGGCUGUUUUUGUCACAUAGCAUAUAAUGCAGGUGCAGAUGAACCUGGUUUAACAGAUUACGUCUUCACCGAGAUGUUAAGUUGUUCCAGUACGAAGGGCCAAUAAGUAUCGACAUCAACCUGUGCGGUGUACGGACGUUGACUGUUUCAUAUUUCAUAACAUUAAUAUAAUAAACCACAGCAGACAAGUUGUGAUACAAUGCAUACAUGGGGUUAUGUACACCCUAGUUCAUUGCUUUUACAUCUGGUAUAUGGGAGUCAUGUGCUGCGUUCAUGUGCUGCGUGCUGAUAAAUGAUGAGUUUUCAACGGUGUAAAUGUUCCACAUGUUACACUCUAGAGCUGGAUGUUAAUGAGUAUGUUUGAUGUGAAGUCUGGUAGCAGUGUACUCUUUUGUAGAGCUGUCCCAUUCUGAUAAUUAUACCUAGGUUUCCUUUUUAGACAAAUGUUCGCUGAAUAUUCUUCUUGAGAUUCAGCAAAUUCUGGAAGGUUAAAUUUUUUGUGAGCUCGUGCAUGUGGUAAAAUAUGCAAAGAUGCUGGUUAUUUUCCACCUGAAAUGGCCCUGUAUGUAGCACACACAAGUUACAGAUACUGAUAACGCCCUUAAAUUUAUACAGAAAUAAAUGUAGCAAACACAGA
Molecule: messenger RNA, 2671 nt
Organism: Ornithodoros turicata
Lineage: Eukaryota; Metazoa; Arthropoda; Arachnida; Ixodida; Argasidae
Product: vacuolar protein sorting-associated protein 33B-like
Exons: 20
Coding region: 182-2035 (617 amino acids)
Biological process (GO): intracellular protein transport; vesicle-mediated transport
Cellular component (GO): CORVET complex; lysosome
Source: RefSeq, a predicted model, not a curated record